Molecule: messenger RNA, 5328 nt
Organism: Acanthaster planci (crown-of-thorns starfish)
Lineage: Eukaryota; Metazoa; Echinodermata; Asteroidea; Valvatida; Acanthasteridae
Product: platelet glycoprotein 4-like
Cellular component (GO): membrane; cytoplasm
Molecular function (GO): scavenger receptor activity
Source: RefSeq, a predicted model, not a curated record
UACAAUGUGAUUCCUUUUUAAUCAAACUCUGAAACAACACAACGAGGUCAGUUUUUUAUGAAUACCAAGAUUUGAGGAAUUGUACAAAACUGUAAAUGAGAGAACCUUGGGCUUGUAAAAAAAGUGUGUGCUUGACUUUGCACUGAUUCAGUUCUCAUAGUCACGUUGUCUAAACUUUUUUGGCCAAAAGAUGGCGCACUUUGUCUAAUGUGGGUGCAGCUGUCUAAACCGCAACACAGAGCGUAGUUUCACAUUCCAUACGCACGUGGAUUAGAGAUGAUCAGUAUUUGUUUUUAACUCAAGUACUUUGCCCCAUAUACUGUCUUCACCAACAACAGUGUCACGUGAAUGACGCCAUUUUAUGAAGUUUGUGACCAUUCAAUUAAACGGUUCUUUCAAUACACAUCAUUAUGAAGAUUACGCACGCACAGCAUGAGGAGAGGUGUUUUUUUCAACAGCGAGAAGGCUCAUCUCGCUCAUCAUCGAGUGCCACAAAAGUUUUCCUGCCCUGCCACCCAUCCAAAGGGCACUUUUCAAUCUUACCGCAUCUCAUUAAGGAUGUCAACUGGAGUUCACGCGCACCCGUUAUAGUGAUAAACAUAACAGUCAGAGGGUUAAUCACAGUGCAGCAGAAGUUAAAAUUAACUUUCAACUCAGAAGUUUUGGCACGGCCACGAAGUUGCCAAAAUUGACUUUUCAAGGGACUAAUUUGAAGAGUGAAGCAGCAAAACUAUACAUUUAUUAUAACGAGGAUAUACUACUGGGAAUAUGGCAGCGAUAUUCAGGGUGCAUCUGCAUACAAUCCAAGACAAAAUCAGUAGAAAUUUAUGGAAAUUUAUUUACGAAUGCAGCCAAUCGUCUAACCUGGGUUUACUACGAAGAAUCUCCAAUUCACAUGAAUCUAAAUGCUUCGUUUCUUGGAUUUGUGCCAAGAGUAAAAAUAUGUUUAUAAAUCUGGACCAAGGCGGCAAUUGCCAAAAAUGUUAAAUACUGAUCAAUAGAAAGAGUGAUCGAUUUGUGCGGGGCGUUGAUAUAGUUUUAUAGGCCACAAUACGAAUUACGAUCCUGAACAAACAUUACACAUAGCCAGUAUGGGCAUAAUUAGACAAAGACCCGACUGGAAAGAAACGCUGUUUUCAAUUACUGUUUGACAGUUAUCAAGGGGAUCGUGUAAAUUUUGUUUCGGUAGUUUUCUUUGAUACGCAAACUUUCAGAACAGAACCCCUGAUACAAAAUGUAACAUUAAAUUAAUUGAUUGAUGAAAUCAAGAAAUAAGUGCCAGAGCAUAAGUGUCUUUUUGUCGUAAUUCAUAUUAAAACAAAAUUUAUUAACGCAAGAAAUUUAAACCCAACGCUUCUAUGCGCUGUCCUGGUACUGCUUUUUCAUCCUUCCUGGGAGCACUUGUUAUCAAAACUUCUUCACUACCGAUACUGCUAAUAAACCAACAAAACAUUGAACCGACAUAAAUCAUGAAGCAAACAUAGUAAAACUACACGCUAAUCCAGUUUAAACAAGACCGUGGUAACAGAUUAUAAAGUACCAAUUCAUUAUCCUUGCGGAUUGACACGGAAAACUUGUUCACGGACAUCGACUGCUCGAAAGCGACAGGACACAUAUGCACGUGCUAUAGCAGAAGGAAACUUUUUUUUUCAUGCAUGUUCCCUCGCCCGUGUGUUCCUCCCCAUGAUAAGGUUUUAAAUUCAACACUUCAUUUCUUUUUCAUAUUCCACUUUCAAAUCUCAAAACAAAUCAUUCACCAGGCGUUUUCUAGAGUGAAAAUUAAGUUGACGAAGCAGUGAUUGGGCCAGAGGAGCUGAGAUUAAACGACACACACGCAAGAGUCCUCAAGUACAAAAUAUCCGGAAAUGAAAUACAUGCAUGAACUACGAAACAGGGAAGGAAAGCAAACUGGUAUUUUUAAACUGUCGAUUCGUUUUUGCCAAUUUUCCCUUUCAAAUAUUUCUGCACUGCCUGCCCAGCCCCAUUUUUACAAAGGCUUAAAAUUGAAAAUGUGAAAUAAAUGGGAAGAAAAUGCCCCAUCAGUAACACCUGGAAUGUCAGCUGGGUGAACACUGAUAUUGCGAUCACGUCCCGGUUCGAGCCUGUGGUUAAUCAGUAACUCUUUUUAUCUUGCUAUCUCCGAGGUCUUAUUUAGUUUUAAUUCUAUUUAGUUUAGAUUUGCAUAGGCCCUACUUGAAUUUUGAAAAAAAAAAAGAAAAGGCAGCGAGAAAAUUACGGUUCAGCCCUCUGUGUUUGGCUUGGCAGAAACAAAAAGGAUUUUAAUCGGUAGGACUUUGAAACUGCCUUUGAACAACUAAACUCCCUACGUCUAUGUUUAUACCAACAGUUCCUGGAUGUGGAAACAGAUGAGUUCGAUCAUCCGGAAAAUUAAAUCCUCCGAGGCCGUCGUUGGGAGGUGUUUCACUCCUGGCUGGUGUCCGUGCCGACUGUAAAAGGCCCCGGAUCUAGGCAACGACUAUUCAGUGCACGCUCAGUUUCAGGAAGAGAAGUAAGAGUAUGGUAGUCCUCUCCGAUGGAAGAGCGUGACUGAGACUGGAAACGAAACAUCGAUUCGAACUGCAGGUGCCCUGCGUUAAAAGGUGAAUUUGGACGCAAAGAUCAAUUCGGUCAUUUUGUUGGAAGGUCUGAAUCGACCAGCGUGACAUUGAAGUCACCUACCAGAAGAACCUACCUGUUGUUGUUUCAGUUGUUUGUAGGAUGGACGGACGCCGUUAACGUUGGGGAUCCACGCCGUAUACGGCCUGCUGCUUUUAAGAGCCGCGUUUUUCAAUCUUUGAACAGUAUAGGUCCAACAGUCACACGAUGAGAAAUUGUUGCUGUUCAAAAAACUGGGCUUAUGUGUUCAGCGUGCUGGGAGCAGUUCUGAUUAUACUCGGUGGGGUACUGGUCGUAGUCAUUAAUAAUUUUAUCGACACUACAGUUGAAAAGGACACGACUUUGGUAGAAGGGUCGACAUCGUUUGAAACCUGGGUGGAGGCGCCAACUCCGGUCUACAUGCAAUACUACGUCUGGAAUCUCACUAACAGAGAAGAAUUUUUGAACGGAAGUAAGCCUGCCUUUGAAGAAGUUGGCCCUUAUACUUACAGGGAGAUCAGAAGGAAAACUAACAUCUCCUUCAAUGACGAAGAUGGAACUGUGAGGUUUUAUGUUUACAAGGCCUACAUUUUUGAUCGAGAGCAGUCAGUGGGAUGGGACAAUGACACGUUUUCCACUGUGGAUCUUUUGACCAUCACAUUUGGCCAUUUGAUGACAUACGAUGACAUGGGCAAAUAUUUGCACAAACUGAUUCACGGAGGAUCCCAGGCAGAUUUCAUAAUUGACGUGUCGGUAAAGGGAUUUUUGUUUGGUUUCGAGCAACCGUAUUUCAAGUUUCUGAGCGGUUUGUUACCGAUUGAAUUACCGGAAAAAUACGGGAUAUUCUAUGGGUCAAACGACACAGUCCAGGAGGAAUGGGUUGUAUACACAGGACAAACGGACCUCUCCUUGGUCAACCAGAUCAAGACUUGGAAGAACCUAACGUCGCUUGAAUACUGGAGCAACGAAUAUGCCAACAUGCUCAACGGAACUGACGGACAAGCCUUUCGUCCAUACCUUGACACAACUGAUGCAUUAUACGUCUAUGUGCCAGACAUAUGCAGGUCUGGUGUCAUAGAGUAUAUGGGCCCCAAUGAACUGCGAGGCAUACCAACAGCAAAGUAUUCUGCCCCGGCAUUCCAGUACGCAAGCGCGGAGGAAUAUCCAGACAACAUAGGUUUUUGCACACCUGACGAGAGCGGGUGCACUCCAAACGGACUGCUUAACGCAACGGAGUGUAAAACUGCACCUAUAUUCUAUUCCUCUCCACAUUUCCUGUACGGAAGCAGCAAUCUAUUAGACAGCGUAAUAGGAAUGAAUCCAAUACAACAGCAACACAUGGUGGACUUCGACAUCGAAACGCUCACUGGUGUUGCAAUGCAAGUUUCUAACCGUUUACAAAUCAAUAUCCGAGUCAAUCCGCUGCGCCAAAUCAGAGAGGCAAGAAAUGUCCAUUCCGUGUAUUUUCCUUACUUCUGGCUGAACGAGAGUUCAGCUUUAGAUGAGGCUACCGCAGAUUUCUUCAAGUCGGAUGUUCAAAAUCUUCUGCUUAUAGCGGACUGUGUCAAGGCAGCGGUUUUUUCGGUUGGCGCAGGCAUGUUUGUAGGAGCAGUGAUCAUUUUUAUGGUGAGGUGCAGCCGGGUGAAAAAACGAAGGAAGCUUACUGACAGGGAUGUCAUUACCGUGCAAGAGGAACCGAAGACAGACAACGGGGUAAUUAACACAACAUACGACCACACCUACCAAGAGUUAAUUAGGCGGGAAUCAGAGGGACCGUCAACAUCAGGAGACAAUGCCACGGCGAAAUCAGACGAGAAUCAUUAGGUCCCUUUACCAAUAAUUGGCUCAGCUAUUCUUCUAUGAUUUUUGACAGUGUCAAAGGAGGCUGAAUAUAACGAGUCGACUUAAUAAAAAGCCGAGCGUCUCUCAUGAGUCCAUGAGUACACAUUUAUUCUGUCUGAAUGCAGGCUUUAUACAAGGCGAUUUAGAUCCAUUCAACACGCGGUGAAAGAAGUCACUCGAGAAAUCUAAGUUGUUCGCCUUGUUCCUAGCUUAGUUUUAUUUAACGGCUAGUUUUAUUUGAUUGAAACUUAUACGUAACCAGUGCUCUGAACCGUCCAACCUGUAAGAUUGUCUAUGAAGAGAGAAACACAUAAAUAAAAAACAAACAAAUUUCACGAGCGGUUUACUCUUUUCAGCAUACGUUUAGCUGUGGUCAUUCCUGAAGUUUCAUUGUACAUAUUCUAGUGUUUAGAGACAUUAAGUAUUGGUGCACGUGUUACGACAUAUGUAAAUUGAAUGACACCUGCUUAUGACUCGUGUCACCAAAGUACAGAAAACAUGCUCCCUGUUAUUGCACCUUGGGAAACGCAUAUGGUAAUUAGCGAGUUGAACAUUGUAAAAUCAGUGCCUUAAUUCUCUGCGUAACUACUGUCUUUUGUAUUAGAGCCUGAAAGUAAAAGGUCACGCUUCCGGAACCCUCGCGCGGUCUUCCUGUGGGGAUUUUACGUUGGGCCGUCCUAUCACGUUCGAUAAUAUUUGGAAGAAUAACUCCUAAUGGAAACCAACCCAUGAAACACUCAUAUUGGAAUUUUACUUUUGUCUUCCUGAAGUAAUAAUAGGAAAAGUCACAUGGAGAUAGGUAAAAAGCGAAUUUUCUUAACGACCGUUCACUCCCAGCGAUAUCGUACCUAGGUCUCCAUGCACGUUUGUUUUCACUGCCCGUGCUCACGU